GAUGUUAAUUGUGGCCAAUAAAUCUUUAUAUGUACGUAAGUAGAUAUAGUUAUGCCACCUACUUCCUUCUUCCUUUGAGGCAUCCAUGGACAGGCACAAUUGACCACCCAUUUGGAGGUCAACCACGCCAUUCAAACUGUCAUAUGAACCGCUCCUCCCUUGCUCGCCUCGCCACAAUCACCACCGCAGCCCCCCACGAGAUGGAGAUGACGACCACGACCACCGCCGCGACCGCCUUCGCCACGGCACUGAUCGCCGCGGCGACGCUCUCGGGCCCCGCCUCCGCGCAACCGGGUUGCACCUCCGUGAUCAUGAGCCUGUCCCCGUGCAUGAGCUUCAUAAGGGAACGAGGCGUUGGACCACCUGCGGCGCCCACCGCCGCGUGCUGCACGCAGCUGGGCAGCGCGGUGCGGUCCCAGCCGACGUGCCUGUGCGCGGUGCUCAACGGCGAUGCGACGUCGUUCGGGCUCGCCGUCAACAAGACCCAGGCCUUGGCACUGCCCGGCGCCUGCAAAGUGAACACCCCGCCGCUUAGCCAGUGCAAAGGUGCAGCAGCAGGUGUCAGCGGCGCACCGGCGGCCUCACCUGCUGCACUACCGGCCGCGGCGAUCCCAUCGACGCCGUUGGUUCCCGCCAGCCCAGCGUCGGAGAUCCCGUCGACGACGCCACGGUCAAGCGCAGAUUCAGGCAGCAGAUCGAGCCGGUCUCUGAUAGUUCUGCUCUUCUUCCUCUCAAGUACGUCGGCAUGGAAUCAAUGAUGGAGAUCAGCAUGGGUGGAGUAGAAGGCUUCGUCUGUGAGUGAUUUCUGGCACUGCUCAUGCUCGUAUCUUCCGACAAAUAUCAGCUAAAGUAGGCUCGUUUCAUGUAUUGCUUGUUAGCUUGAGAAGACAGUAAAUUCUGUUGUUGUGCGUCGUAGAAUAAUGUAAGUCUCUCGAUGAAGAGAAUUAAAGAGA
Musa acuminata subsp. malaccensis (wild Malaysian banana) is the source of this 953-nucleotide messenger RNA. RefSeq names its product non-specific lipid transfer protein GPI-anchored 5. The record is from RefSeq and is a predicted model, not a curated record. Lineage: Eukaryota; Viridiplantae; Streptophyta; Magnoliopsida; Zingiberales; Musaceae.